Truncatella angustata is the source of this 3345-nucleotide messenger RNA. RefSeq lists its product as uncharacterized. Bases 292 to 3060 code for a protein of 922 amino acids. NCBI's taxonomy places the organism in Eukaryota, Fungi, Ascomycota, Sordariomycetes, Amphisphaeriales, Sporocadaceae. Gene Ontology annotation, cellular component: cytosol. The record is from RefSeq and is a predicted model, not a curated record. The transcript has 4 exons.
UUUUCGAGCUUUCCGCCAGCCCGUUGUGCGAUCCAAUUUAUAAUCAAUCAGUUGGGAACAGAACAUUGCGGGAGACUUUUUUUUUUAAGACAAUUCUGCGACAGCUUGAAAAGUCGAACUACAAUGGUAAAUUUCUGUAUCGGUGCUGGAUAAGCUAGUCGAGACCUGUCGUACCCUGUCCGAUUGCUGGUGUGCCAAAAAUUGGUUGGCGGGGUCUUGAAGCAGCGCAUGAAGACCAAAGAUAUCGAGGCCAUUUCCAGAAACUCAGCUCAGUAACUAGAUCGACAUAAAAUGGCUUCCUCUGGGGAAAUCGAUACCGACCCUCCUCAUGCAUGGAGGAAAGACUCCAUCGAAGAACGCAGCUUCGGUGCUGGAUUGAUCUGCCUUGAGGGUCAUUACACACAGUCUCCUGUGAUGGGACCUUUGUCCAUCGCAAAGGUAAUGGGCAUAAUCUCCAAAACAUUAGAGAAGACACAUACUUUCAAAGACGUCCGAGAAAUCCUCUCAAGAAAUCUUAGAGUAUGGAUAUGGCUUCGUCGCGCAAUCGCUGCUGCAAUCUGUGACUUGAACGAAAAGUCUUUGGGUAUCAGAUCGGAACCUUUUAUACCCACCAAGUUCAUCGACAUUACAGCACCUCAGAUCACUGCCCUGAUCAUGAAGAACUAUGCACCAUUAAAAGAAGCACUGCAAAUGCUCAACAAAUUGAUGCAUAUCGCACGAAAUCUAUUGGUAACGACUGAUCCUGAAGUUCCGCAAGAUCUAUCUGCUGCCGUUAAUUUUGACCAUGAAGUCUACGAAGCUAUAUGCCUUUGUGUAAACGUUACGAGCAAGGGUAUCGACGGUGAAAUGCCAGAGGAUGACGCAUCCAGGGCAAAAUGCACCGAGAUACAAGAGCUCUUCAAAAAAGUCCUGGUGACCUCUCUUCAACAGGCACAUAAUUGGAUUGCCAAGAAUGAUCGCAAUAAAAUGGCAUUCUGGUUUCGUGUUCUGAUCGAGUCACCUGAUGUCGACAGCAAUCCAGGUGCCGAAGACCGCCAUGAGUCUGUCAUGCAGUAUCUCGGCCCCCGAAGUCUGUAUCUGCGUACUGAAAUUGCGAACUGGCUAAAACGAAACUCAAAGAUGUGCGAUGCUGCAACAACCAUCUGUAAAGAGUAUUUUGAAGCGCAAGAAGAGGCGAACCAACAGAAUCAAUGGCUUCCAAACGAUUGGAAUCUUGCUUGGAAUUAUACCCCACCCAGUAUGUGGUCUUGGAAACCAGAUAUAUACGAUGAAGCGGCGCAGGUCAUUUCGGAGUGGCACACGGAUGAAACCGACAAAUUUGAGCGAGACCGAGCAUACGGCUACGUUUCACAUGAACUUGAUGAAUGGUGGGAAACCACUCGUCUCCCCAGCAGCAAAGACCAGAGUCUGAAGAUGUGGCCGCUCGAUUUUGUUCCUGAAAGGAUAAAGCAGUGCGAGGCGAACCUCAUGCAGCGCUAUGCCGCUGCAGAUCCGCCCGAAGAUCCAGAAGAUGACCUUGAUCAACCCGCAGGCGAAACGAACAACCAAGCAGACUGGCAAAACCAGCCUGCUCCAACAAGUACGAACUACGCACCCGAAUAUGACGAAUAUGAGGAGGACCCAGAUGAUGAUGAUUCUUAUGGAGAGGGCCCAAUGACGGGGCUUCUCACAGAAGUACCGAACAUACUGGACCCAAAGCAGAUUGAGGCUUUGCACAUGAUCGUUAAGUCGUGUAUACUUGAUUCCGCUGGCACAGGGCUCACACGCUUUGGAGAGAAUUUACAGCAUACCCGGUGCAAAAUUCUCCUGGCCACAGACUGCGGCAAGAAUCUGCUCAGGGAAAUGCUUGUCUUCAUAGCCGUUUGGGAAAAGGAGGAGCAAUCGCUCAUCUUUCAAAUUAGCAGCCAGAUCGUCCAGGCGAUUCAUGAGAGCUCACUGAUCCCCUACGCCUGGGAGGCCCUUCGCAGUCCGAAAGACAUCAUAUCACCAGCACAAACUGUGCUCUUACGUUUAAUCACUUAUCUUUCCCGUACGGCCUUUUUCCCUCCAAAAGACUACAAUCCAAAGCCGUCCGCCAAUGGAACGCCUGCUCCGUCGGAGGACCUGAGACUUGCUAAAAUGCUGAACUUUCUGUACGGUGUCUUCCGUAGCCGUAUCGUGCCGGAAUGCGUCGCACUUAUGCAGAUUCAAGCCGACGUUCGCAAGGGCAAUCUUGAUCCGGCGGACUUCCCAGUGGAUACAUGGGACCUGGAGCGCGCUAAGGACGGCCUCGUGCAAUAUCUAGAUUUCCUCUAUACCAUUGCUGACAUACAUCCUCUUCGCCAACAUCUCAUAGAAUAUGAAGCUGUUUACGAGUUGAUCAAGCUUUUAGAGGGUCUAGACGAAGGCGUGGAGAAGGUUCCCUUGGUUGAUGGACGUCGCAACCCGCAACCUUCCGCUCAACAACCGUCUCAAUAUCCCGCAAACCCGCAACCUCCGCCACCGCCGCCACUCACAGAGCCUCCCUACGAAUUUCCCUGGUCUGGCAUCAAAGGCCAAUUGCUGUCAAUCUUGGCAGCUUUGUUGCAGCCGCCUCCUGGCCAGUCAUCGCCAGGAAAUUCAACUGUACAGCUACAGAUAGUGCAGCAUAAUGGAAUUGUGGCGCUCCUCAACUGCUGUCUCUAUGACGACAAUAAUCGAUUCUGUCGCGAACGAGUUCAGCUUUGCCUCAAAUGGCUGAUGGAUGGGUCGCCUGACGCCAGCGCAUUCUUGCAGAACCUCGUGGCCGCUAAUCCAGGACCGAUGGUCAGGCCACCUGCAGGAGGGGUACCCGAGACGCAAAGCGUGCGCGUGGAUGGUGUCGCGGGCGAGGUUCGAGUGCAGGUUAGGAGCUCAAGUGCUCCCGUUGGGGAAGAUGCAGGCAACACCGCAGCUCUUGUACCAGCAACGAGUGUUGCAUCUAGUAGAAGCCGAAGCGAGGAGCUGGUCAAUGACAUUAUGGCCUUGGCACUAGCUGAAGAUGCGAACAAGCUUUCCCACAGUCUUGAAGGAGAUGAGACUGAAGACGACGACUUCAUGUAGAACGGGGUACUGUGCGCAGCAACGGUCGGCGUUUUGGACUUUUUUGUUCAGCCCGACUGAGAGUUUAGAAAAAUCAAGUAAAUGCCCAGAGAAGCGCAAGCUGAUGAUGCAAACAGGUGGAGGAAAAAAGAAAAUCUUCAGAAUUUAUUCCAAUUCAGAGCUUAUGAGCUUGCACAACGGGGAGUAAAUGAGUAACUCGGAUUGAUUAUACGUCCGUCUGCGACAACUGCCCCACCAAUGAUUGAAUUAUCCACUUGAUGGCGCAAACGGUGAGGUGGCGCAGGG